This is a messenger RNA of Marchantia polymorpha subsp. ruderalis, 1015 nucleotides long. NCBI's taxonomy places the organism in Eukaryota, Viridiplantae, Streptophyta, Marchantiopsida, Marchantiales, Marchantiaceae. The record is from the annotation of a GenBank genome assembly.
UAAAUAGGGUCCAAAGAUCAGGGCUGACGAAAGUAGCGGACCCGAAUUUUGAACGAGGAAUCGCGCAAAUUGAUACUUCUCUUUUAGCCGAAGGAGCAGGCGGCCGUCAACAAAUCCAUCACCGACGAGGUUCUUCAUCUCCUCGUCUUUUUAUUUCCCGUGCCGAGGCCGCUGUUCUUUUCCGAUCGCACUCUCUGCUGCGCCCUUCUCUUGCUGGGUCCUUCCUCGCCAAGUGGCACUUUGGCAAUCAUGGCAAAGAUUAAAGUCCAUGAGUUGCGCACCCGGAGCAAGCAAGAAUUACUGAAUCAGCUCAAGGAGCUGAAGGCCGAGUUGGCUCUUCUGCGAGUUGCCAAAGUCACCGGUGGUGCCCCCAACAAACUCUCGAAGAUCAAGGUUGUGAGGCUUUCUAUCGCCCAGGUGCUCACUGUCAUCUCGCAGACUCAAAAGGCUCAUUUGCGUGAAGUGUACAAGAAGAAGUCGUUCUUGCCUCUUGAUUUGCGACCCAAGAAAACGCGUGCUAUUAGGAAACGACUCGCUCUACACCAGGCUUCACUCAAGACUGAAAAGCAACAGAAGAAGGACGCAUACUUUCCGAUGAGGAAGUAUGCCGUAAAGGCUUAAAUGCAUAAUUUAACUUACUCAGAACAUUUUUUUGACACAGCAGCGUGCUCUUUCUGUAGAGCGUGAGAAAAUGUUUUUGCGGAGCGAUCAAGAAUCGUCUUUAAUCGAAGUGCAUGACGUUAUUGCCCAGGACAGUCUGUAAGUGAAUGGUAGUCAAUCUUUCUAAAACUUUGAAACUAUCAAUGGAAAUCUAGACCUUAUGAUUAAGUUAGGACUUCAGCGGUCGCAGUUAAAAAGAGUGAACUGAGAAGCGUUCCCACGUUGGGAUCUCUUUUAUUGGUAGAAUACUCCUGCUAUCAUAUGGAUUUAGAGUUAUUCUUUUUAGGCGUAAUGGGAAAAGUCGUUUAACCUUUGUCAGUCCAGCGUUAUCGAAAAUAUUGAGUCUUGUUAAUGA